AUGAGUGCUGUGGUGGCGACGACCAAGUCGUACACGCACGUGGUGUCCGCAGACGGACGCACUAUGACGGUACGCUUACACGCGGCCCAGAGCAGUCGUGAUUGUUUCUCCGCCGAUCAGCCCAGUACCGGACACGCCGUCUGGUUUGCGGCGGAGAAUCUGACGCAAAUGCUGGUGGAUCAGGUCCGUUCGCCCUCGAAGAGUUGGAGGGAAGCCCGACAUGUAUUGGAACUCGGGGCAGGACCCGGCUUGGUAGGGAUAUGGGCAGCCAAGCUUCUCGAAGACGGCGGUAGUGGUGCCCGUGAUAACGGCAAUCUUACUCCUGGCACUGAAACUCGGCAAUAUCUAUUCACAGACGGGGAUGCGGAUGUUGUGGCUUUGUUGCAGCGGAAUUGUGACUACAACGCGAUGCCAGACAGUGUCGUGUGCGCCAAACUUUGGUGGGGACCCGAGGAAUCGUCCGCGUUGCGAAGUUUGCGUCCGGGAGGCUUCGACAUUAUACUCGGCGCCGAUUUGAUUUACGGACGUGAGCAUACUUUGCAACAAGGGAACGUCCUAGACAAUCUCAUGAGUACCGUGCAAACGCUGCUGGCAAUCAAUGGCGUUUUCUACCUGGCUUUCACCCGGCGAGAUUUGCCCGUGGACGUCGUUCUGGCUUGUGCCGAGAAACACGGAAUGGUGUACGAGCUAGAAGAAGACUAUGUUUUUGAUAUUUUUGACACCAAUACUGAUGGGCAGACUUGUUUCUGGAGAGACGCUAUUUAUGCUUUUCGUCGAACACGCAUUGCGGCGUCGCCAUUGCUUCCGGCUGCGGCAACACCUGAUGGCGCCGUCGAUAGAGGGUGUGGACACGACGGAAUAAUACCAUAG
This is a messenger RNA of Phaeodactylum tricornutum CCAP 1055/1, 870 nucleotides long. RefSeq lists its product with no specific name. The coding region runs from base 1 to 870 and encodes 289 amino acids. The transcript has a single exon. The record is from RefSeq and is a predicted model, not a curated record. Lineage: Eukaryota; Bacillariophyta; Bacillariophyceae; Surirellales; Neidiaceae.